Messenger RNA from Boeremia exigua, 1752 nucleotides. RefSeq lists its product as uncharacterized. Bases 1 to 1752 code for a protein of 583 amino acids. The record is from RefSeq and is a predicted model, not a curated record. Lineage: Eukaryota; Fungi; Ascomycota; Dothideomycetes; Pleosporales; Didymellaceae. The transcript has 3 exons.
AUGGCGCGUAGAACCACGGCGGUGGCGGCGGCGCUGCUGCUGCUCCAGCUCGGACUGGUCGCUGCGCAUGGCGGCGACCACGGCGGGGGAAUGGACAUGGGCGCGCCGACCGCGCCGGCACCGCAGCCAGACACCGCGGCGCAGAGCUACUGGCGCCUGGCUUCCCACGUGCCGCUGAUGUACUGGCACAUCGCGCUCGAGAUCGCAGCGUGGAUCGGGGUCUUGCCUAUCGCGGUAAUGCUCUCCAUAGCGCACUCCCGCCACACCACGCUCGCGCAGGGCGUCUUCCUGCUCCUCAACGCCACCGGCCUGCUCCUUGGGACCGUGUACGCGCGCCAGACACCGGACCUGUACGCGCACAACGCGCACGGCAGGCUGGGGUGGGCCGUGAGCGUGGCCGCGGGGGCGUGGGUGGUGCUGGGGCUGGUGCGGAGGUACGUGGAGCGCAAGAGCGCUGCGUUCGAGGAGGGUGGGAACGCGUUUGGAGAGAGUGUGUUUGGAGCGAGCGAGAUGGCGGCGGCGUACCAGCGCGUCAAGGAGGAAGAAGACACUCCGUACCGCUUCUCGGGCGACUCGGCGCAGGGCACGGAGCGCAGCUCGGCGUCGUUUGCGGACUCGCGGGCUAGCGAGGAGGAAGACGAGGAAGUCGGGUUGUUCCUCGGCGCUGCGCAACCGCACGACGACGACAACGACCAGCUCGCGGUCCUGGAGCACGCCAGCCUCGAGAAACGCGCGCCCGCAUCGCGCCUCGGGCGCUUCUUCUCACAACUCAAGACCUUCUCACAGCUCAACACCUUCUCGCGCCGCUCCACCACACCCCUCUACAUCCUCCACGUCGCACUCGAACGCACCCUCCUCGUCCUCGGCCUCGCCGCCCUGCUCUCGGGCACCGUUGUAUACGGCGGCAUCGCGCGCGGCCCCGCCAUCUUCAACGUGAUGGCGCACCUAGUCAAGGGUGGCAUCUUCCUGGUCUACGGGCUGCUCACACUCGGGCGCUGGAUGGGUGCGUUUGCCGAGUGGGGGUGGGCGUGGAACGUGGCGCCGGCGGGGCGGCGGCGCGCACCGUCGGCGGAGUUUGUGGAGGCAGGGGUGAUCUGGGUGUACGGGUGCACGAACGUGUUUCUGGAGCACCUGGCGGCGUGGGGCGGGGCGUGGACGGCGCAGGACCUGGAGCAUGUGGGGAUUUCGGUGCUGUUUUUUGGGGGUGGGCUGCUCGGUAUGAUUGUGGAGUCGAAGGCGGUGCGCGGGUUGCUGAACGGUUCGAUUGUCGCCCCGGCGCUGUCAGACCCUGCGGCUGCGCCGCCGCGCCACUACAACGUCUCCAUGAACCCGCUCCCGGCGCUGGUCAUCCUCCUCCUGGGCAAGAUGAUGAGCGGGCACCACCAGUCGUCGAUGCUGUCGGCGACGAUCCACGCGCAGUGGGGCAGCAUGUUCAUGUUCUUCGCGCUGGCGCGGUGCCUGACAUAUGUGGUGCUGUACAUCGCGCCGCCGACGUCGUACUUGCCGUCGCGGCCGCCGACGGAGCUGCUCGCGGCGUUCUGUCUGGUCGCAGGCGGCGUGACGUUCAUGGUCAGCAACAAGGAUACGGUGGCGGCGCUGGAGGCGUACGGGCUCGACGCCAUGUUCACGUUUACGCUGACGGUGGGCGCGACGGCGCUGCUGCUGGCGUGGACGACGGUGGUGGUUGCGGUCAAGGGGUGGGCGGUGCGCGUCGAGAGCCGACACGCCAGGGGUCGGGGUGUGCUGGCGUGA